Hymenoscyphus albidus is the source of this 1961-nucleotide messenger RNA. The record is from the annotation of a GenBank genome assembly. NCBI's taxonomy places the organism in Eukaryota, Fungi, Ascomycota, Leotiomycetes, Helotiales, Helotiaceae.
CCCGACUAUAGCAAAUGGAAGCAGGUAUUUUGUGAGGAUCCAACGUACAAAGGAGGGGACCAAUUGAAGGAAAGCUGAAUUGGGAACUGUGGAAGAUAUGAUGAGAGAAUCAAUUUUGGAGGCUUGAAGUUGACAUGAUCCCUCAAGCAAGAAUCCUCCCCCAAACGAGGCGAGGCUAAGAAAGAGAUGUUGAUCGCAGCAUACGCAUACGCGUCGUUGGCGGGUUGGGGCGAUGGGAAGUUGCAGGAACCAUAUCAAUCCUGGGCAUUCAAAUUUACUUCACAACUCAAACAUUCUCUAUAUUGGAAGUGGGACGAAGUUGAGAAUUGGCAGAAGCUGGAUGAAUUGAUUUAUGAACUUAUUUGAAAAGAGUAAACAACGGAGUGCUACUGACCUACCCUACGUACCUAGGCUCGCUAGGCACUUGUGAAUUUGGAGCGUAGGUGUAGCCAGUAGCAGUUGUAGAGUAGUGAGUGGCUACUAGUGUUUUUCAGCAUUUGCCGAGGAUUACCCACAGUGUGAAUCUAGCUGAUAAAGUACUGGAUAAGAAACUCCAAUCUAGACCCGUACAAGUAGGCCUCUUACUACUGAGUACUCCUACAACAAUAGAGUGUCAACUCCUACAACCUCAAACUCCGUCUCCUACCACCUACGACUACCGCGCCUAGAAGGUACACGCCGCUCUCAUCCAACCUCGUCUUCGCUCCCACAAAGCCUCGCAUCUCAUCGCACCAACAACCAACCGUCCACUACACACAUCCCACUACCCCACCACCACUACCACCACCCUUCUCAGCUCGAGGCAACAACACCUCUCCCCAUCGCAUACAACCUCCAGCCAGCACAACCAUGUCCUUCGCCAACAAGAGAUUAGGAAAGGAAUUAGCAAAGGUUCGAAUAUACCACAUUUUAUUUCUUCUUAAUAGAGACUAGAAGCUAAUGCCCCUCUGCAGAUCCACGGCAGCCUACCGCCGGGCAUUACACUAGUAACCGCUGACGGCUUCCAAGAAUGGCUUCUCGACAUCCAAGUCCUUGACGCAAACCCGAUAUACAUGAACAAGACCUUUCGCCUGAAAUUCAAAUUCAGUACUUCGUAUCCAAUCGGUAUGAACAUGUGUCCCCCUGCAUUCCCCUCAUACUCUGCCCCUCUUCAGAAACCCUUUCAUAUCCCCUCCUUCUACCACCCCGUCUCAUGCUAACCCUCUAUCCAAUUCAUCUACAUUUACUAACCUCUACAGAACCCCCGGAAGUAACAUUCACACAACAACCCGACCGCCCUAUCCCCAUGCACCCACAUAUCUAUAGUAACGGAAUAAUCUGUCUCGACCUUUUGGGCCAACAAGGCUGGUCACCCGUUCAGAACGUAGAAAGCAUCUGCAUGUCUCUACAGAGCAUGUUAACAGGGAAUACCAAGAAUGAACGACCGGAAGGGGAUGCUGCGUUCGUGGCGAGUAACAGACGGAGACCGAGAGAUAUUGAUUUUUAUUAUCAUGAUAAUACUGUUUGAGGGUGAUUUUUGGAGAAGGAUUGGGAGGAGAGGAAGGGGUUUGGCUUGUAUGAGGGGAAGUGAAUGGAGAUGGGAAUAGGGAGACGUCUGACAGCUCGACUAUCCGUACUGCGCCAGGAACAAAACGGGCGGUUCUCUAUGCACGAGAUGUGCCCUUCAAUCCAUCCAUCCAUCCAUCCACAUAACAAACCUCGGACACAUGAUAGGACCAAAAGAUACAUCCCUGAAAGAAAGGGAGAAAAGGAGGCAGGCUCAUACAUCUCAAAGGGGCAUACAUAUCUAGCAGACACAGACACAGGACAGGUCAGGAAAGGCAUACUAGCAAAGCGUGGGCGUUUCGGGUGGUACUUCUUGUACAUUUGUCUUUUUUCAUCCUCUUCUAAAAUUUCAAUUUGCGGUACUUUUUAUAGGGAUAAUAUACCCAGUAUUCGACAAAUCACAAUUUAGUUCCCUG